Molecule: messenger RNA, 741 nt
Organism: Trichoplax adhaerens
Lineage: Eukaryota; Metazoa; Placozoa; Uniplacotomia; Trichoplacea; Trichoplacidae
Exons: 1
Biological process (GO): regulation of transcription by RNA polymerase II
Cellular component (GO): nucleus
Molecular function (GO): DNA-binding transcription factor activity, RNA polymerase II-specific; RNA polymerase II cis-regulatory region sequence-specific DNA binding
Source: RefSeq, a predicted model, not a curated record
GACGAUCGAUCAGAGCCUUCAUCACCUGAAUCAGCGUACGACGAUGGCCAACUACUGAAUCCGAACAUGAAUGAUGAGAUUACCAAUCAGUUAGCAAUUUCAGGUCCGGUUGGUGUAGCGGCUGCUGCUGCUGUGGCUACUGGCCGUAAGCGUAAAAGAGGCCACACGUUUGAGACCAAUCCAUCCAUUCGUAAAAGACAACAGACUCGUCUUCUACGGAAGAUGCGUGAUGUUUUGGAUGAAUAUACCGUUCGCGUUGGACAACAAGCCGCGAUAAUAUGUUGUACACCAAGCAAGCCCAAUGAGAUUUUCAAAGCUUUUGGCGCAAAGCCGUUAGAAGAUGUAUUAAGAAAUCUAAAACCGGUAAUCAUGCAAAAUUUAGAUAAUGCUUUACAACAACAAGCACCCCAAGUACAGCAAGAUAACACUGGCUUAUUCGAGUUACCACCUCUUGUUUGCGAUGGGAUACCUACUCCAGUAGAUAAAAUGACUCAGGCGCAGUUGAGGGCAUUUAUUCCAUUAAUGCUCAAGUAUUCUACUGGCCGUGGUAAGCCUGGAUGGGGCAAGGAAUCGUUAAAACCUGCGUGGUGGCCCAAAGAUUUACCUUGGCAAAAUGUACGAAGUGAUGCUAGAAGUGAAGAAGAGAAACAACGUGUUCCCUGGACGCAAGCAUUAAGGGAUAUUAUUAAAAGUUGUUACAAACAUCAUGGACGGGAAGAUCUUCUACCUGAAUUUACUGAU